CUGGCGCUCCACUUCCACCCCUCAGUGUCGCUGUUUGCAAAAACCAUCCUGCAGGGAGACUCCAUCCAGUACUCAGGUGACCCUCUGCAGGACUUCACCCUCAUCAGGUUCUUGGAUCGGUUCGUCUUCAGAAACCCCAAACAACUGAAAGGAAAACAAAACACUGAUUCUGCAGCGAUGAUGCCCAAACAGAGAUUACCUGCCAACUCUUUACCAGUGAACUGUGCAGAGUUUCUUGCUAAAGACGAAAGUCAGAUUCCUGUGGAUGAAGUCUUCUUCUAUCGCUACUUCAAGAAGCACGAGCAGGAGAAACAGACUCGUCGACCGCGAAGAGACGGCGACGAUGAGAGCCUGGAGGACGUGGAUGAUGACGAGUUUGAGAAACUUCUCGAUUCCUGUGAGGGAGACUCUUACUUCACUGACCUGGGGGUUGAUGAUCUGGACUUUGCAGGUAAUGUGAAGAGCAAACAAGGUAAGAAAGCUGCAGAGGACUCGGACGAGGACGACUCGGACGUGGACGACCUGGAUGACGAGGAGGUGUCUCUGGGCAGCAUGGACGAGGAAGACUUUGGAGACGAACUGGACGAUGAAGGAGGGGCGUUCAUGGAUCCUGACGGAGGUGGAGAUGAUGAUGAUGAUGAUGACGAAGUUCCAGAGCUGGAGGAUGAUGAUGAUGAUGGUGAUGCUGCUGCUGCUGCGUUUGGAGAUUCAGAUGAUGACGACAUGGAAGCUCCAGACAUCACUCCUCGGACCAAGAAGGGAAAAAGGAAAUCCUCAGAGGAGCUCGACUUCUCUGGAUCUUUAGGUUCCAAACAGGGAAAGAAGAAGAAGAAAGAAAAGACAAAUGCAGCCAUGUUUGCUUCUGCUGAAGAGUUUGGCUCUCUGCUGGAUGAGAACGCGGGCUCCAAGUUUGACAACAUCGGGCUGAACGCCAUGGCCAACAGAGACAAAGCAGGUCUGAAGCAGCUGAAGUGGGAGUCUCAGCGCGACGACUGGAUCCACGACCGCGAUGUCAAAACGCUGCGCAGGAAGAAGACCAUGUUCAACAAGAAGAAGCCGAUGUUCGGCCGAGCCAGGACGGCAGGCAGGACGUUUGGGAACAAGAAGAAGAAGAAGUAGUAGCUGAUGAUGUGGACUUUUCACUGAUGGACAUUUUCACUCCUGUUUGGCUGUCCAGGCUUCGUGGUCUCUCUCUCGGAUGCCGGGGAUGCCCGCCCACUCGUUGGACUUGUAGUAAACUGAGAGGAAACGGAAGCAGACAAACAGAAACUGGUUUUCAAAUCCAGUCUGUCAGCUGAUUAAAGCUGCACACUGAUAGUACCUCUUCUCUGUUUAAUGAGAAGGAAAUGUCUGAUCUGAAGACGAGCCGCGUUUCAGUUUUGUAAAAAUUUAAGACUCUUAUGCUGGACAGCGUGUUGUCAUGGUGACAGGUUUGUGUCUGUAGAAGAUCAAAGACAAAUUUCCCAAUUUAAUACAAAACCAGCAGAAUUUCUUUAAUAAAUUCAUUCUAAUAAGUUCAUAUUCACACUGCCCCUGUGUUUGAUAAAGAUGUGUAUUCACAUUAAAGCUAAUGUUUUCUGAUCCUGA
Molecule: messenger RNA, 1587 nt
Organism: Stegastes partitus (bicolor damselfish)
Lineage: Eukaryota; Metazoa; Chordata; Actinopteri; Pomacentridae
Product: CCAAT/enhancer-binding protein zeta-like
Exons: 12
Cellular component (GO): nucleus
Source: RefSeq, a predicted model, not a curated record